This is a messenger RNA of Cavia porcellus (domestic guinea pig), 3301 nucleotides long. It is a transcript of the gene Brd3os, whose product is annotated as BRD3 opposite strand. NCBI's taxonomy places the organism in Eukaryota, Metazoa, Chordata, Mammalia, Rodentia, Caviidae. The record is from RefSeq and is a predicted model, not a curated record. The transcript has a single exon. The coding region runs from base 1097 to 1351 and encodes 84 amino acids.
GUUCGAACUUCCUCGCCCCUUGGUCCGACCUCGGUGCUCGGCUCGUUAUGCCUUGAGCGCUGUCAUGGAAACGAGGCCCCGCGGCCUCCUGGCCCCGCCCCGGCAGCCCCUGCGCCCCAUCGGCGUCCAUCGGCGUCCAUCGUCACGGGUCCCAGGGCGGUCAGUCUGGGUCCAAGACGAGGGAGUCCACGGAGGCCAUGGCAUCCUACGGGGCGCGCGUGGACUGAGGGGCGCUCAGCGGAACCGUGCACGGGCCGCGGCCAUCGGCGAAGGACCUGAGUAGCAGGACUGGCUCGGGCGGGGUCCUGGGCGCCGCCCGACUUCAACGCACUGCUGGUCGCUUAGUGCUAGGGAGCAACCCUUCCUCCCGCCGGCGCGGCGCUCCACCCUGCGUGACUCUCCUGUGAAUCCAGCCUCGGGGCCCCGCAGCUGGUCCCCGGUCAUCAGUAGUUGCAAAGAGGCCUGCGAUCACGCACACGUCCCGGGAGCCAGCGCGAUGAUUCCCUGAAUGUGAGUAGCCAGGUCUGACUUGGAGACACUGAGGUCCGUGCUGCGGGGCUCGCGCUGUGGUCUGCACCUGACACACCCUCACUUCUGUGCAGCAUCAUUUGAGGAAGAAUCUCCCAAAAAGGACUUGGGCAAACUCUGGGUCCCGCAGUUGCUGCAGCUUCCUAAGUCAGCGGGGACGGGUCAGUGGGCAGCCAGCCCUAGCAGCGUCAUUUUUGCGUGGCUAUACAAUGCCUUUUCCCAAAGGACAUUGGACACUCUUGAUGAUUGGUGGCCCACACUGUGGUGUCAGAAUCGCAGUGAAAACCUGACCGAUCCCGCAGGAGUAGCUCCCAGACCCUGUCAAUGCCACAUAGUUGUCCUUGGCUGAGCUCGGGCUUGUGCAGCACUUUGAACAGUUCUGAGGUGGCUUCAGGAUGCUCAGCUCAGCUAUGUCUCAACUCAGCACACCCUCCUGAGCAUGUUGGCUUCUCCUUAAGCCAUAAGUCCUCAGGCUGCUGCCGAAGAGCCAUCCACACAACACGGUAGAGAGCAGCUGGAGCUCUUCCUAUGUGAGAGCAGCCAGAUAGGCAGGAGCUGGGCCUGGGGCAUGAGCGGCGGAGUCCCACUGGCAGAGAAAGCACUGUCUGAAAGCUACGCCCGCCUCCGCUACCGUGACACUUCCUUGCUCAUCUGGCAGCAGCAGCAGCAGAAGUUGGAAUCCUUACCACCUGGGACCUACCUGAGCAGGAGCCGAAGCAUGUGGUACUCACAGUAUGGAAACCAGGCUAUCUUAGUCCGAGAUAGAAAUAAGCUUGAGGUCUGCCGGGACACCGGUCAGUCCAAGAUUUGCAUAAUUAUGUGAUUAAACCCGUGCCCAGGUACCAAGCCUUGAGGAAAUGGUGCUUAUACCUCUCAGUUGUCACAUUGCUUUCUAAUUUUUAGUGGGAGUCCAUGAAGACACCAAGAAGCCCAUGCACUGGUACGCAGCAACUCCUGCCUGGAGUAUCCCCAAAAGCUGGUGUGGCUCAACAUCCAAUUCCAGGGUCUUGCCCAGCAAGGUCCAUGCUCCCAGUGAGUCAAGCAAGAGGAGCUACAGGGCACAUAGCCCACCCUGAGUGCUGGAGGUUGUCAGCUUCUGCCUGGUGAAGGGUGGGUGGGAUCUAGAGUAGCCAGAGGACUGUCAUACAUGUUCUCAGAUCCUUCUGCUCACACCCAGUGGCAACCCAAGCAGCCUUGGUGGCUGCAGUGGUGGCACCUUAGUGGAUGUGCUACCUUAUGGCUUCUUUACUGGCCCCCAGGCACUGGGGCAAGCAUAUCCUGCCCACCUUCCAGAACCCACAAAGUCUAAGCUCUGAAUUGCCCACAGUGAUUUCAAGCUGAGUCAUAUGGCUGCAAAGCAGGUUCCUUGUUGGCCAGCAGAGCAGCUCACUCUCCAACCCUGGCCUGCAGCUGCCCACUGUUGGGGGUUUUAACCUAUUCUAGCCUCGAUGCAUAUAGGCAGCCAAUGCCCACCUGUGUGGCCCUUUUUUCCUGGGCCAUUCUGAAAGGCUUUGCCUUUGCUGUAGUUAAAAUCCACCAGCAGCGCACAUGUGGAGUUUUGUCGAAGCUGGUUUUGCUUUUCUAAAUAAAUAUCUUUUAGGACUCCUUCCCUUUCUCUGCGCUCAUUUAUCCUGUUCAGCUUAGACCUGGCUUCCAUGUUCUUAGUAAAAUCUGAGUGCCAGAAGCCCCCAGACAUAAAUACUGCAAGACAAAUACAUAAAGCAAGGGGCUGGGGAUUUAGCUCAGCGGCAUAAGCGCCUGCCUUGCAAGCAGGCAGUCGUGAGUUCGAUCCCUGGUACCGAUAAAAAAUGAAAAAGACAAAAAAAAAAAAAAAAAAAAACCAAAUACAUAAAGCAGAGCCCCCCUUGCAGGGGAGCAGCACUGUUGGCAACGUGUGUGUGUGUGCUGGUGCUCUUCCUGGCACUGUGUCUGGGAGACAACUGCAGUGGCUCCCCUUGAAUGCAGAUCAAUUGCUGCAGCUUUGAUUAUUUGGAGACAUUUUACUAUACUGGUACGCAGAGAGCUGGCUAUGGUGGUGUUUUUUGUUUUGUUUUGUUUUGCAGUACCAGGGAUCGAACUCACGACGUUUAUGGCGUUUAUUUAAUUGGCUCUAAGCAUUGUAAAUAAGGCUAGCCAAGGUGCUGAUAUAUACUCUCUAAAGCCAACAGACAGUCUGGUUUCCUCGGUUUCCUCAUAUUGUGUUCCCUGUACAGGAUAUGAGUACAGUGGGACGUAGCUCCGGAAAUGUCAAUGGGGAAGGAGCCUCAAGGUAAAGAGGCUGUGACUUGUCACACAAGAGUUUGCAUAUCGGGGGCUGGGGAUUUAGCUCAGCGGCAUAAGCUCCUGCCUUGCAAGCAGGCAGUCGUGAGUUCGAUCCCUGGUACCGAUAAAAAUGAAAAAGACAAAAAAAAAAAAAAAAAACCAAAGAGACAGCCUCCCAAUACAAUUCAGUUGCUACCUUAGAUUAUGUAAAUUGAUCCUUAUGCCUAUCUUUAUCUGCAAUUUACAUAGGUGGCAUUCUUACAGGCCAGCCAGCUCAAGUUGCAUAAUUCUACCAUUCUCACUGUCACUCAUCCCCGAGCCAUCCCUCUUCUUCACAAGAUGAUAAAUUCUGGGAGAAGCCUAGAAUCAGAGCCUUUGUCCACAUGUCCUCAUGAGGAUUGGACUUAGAACCCGUUGACUACCCUUAAUUUGGAAUAUGUCUUGGUGUUUUUACUCUUGACGUGGGUUGGAUUGGUGGUGGUAGAUUAAAAUUAACUUGCUGAGAUUCCAA